UAUAGAAAUAAACAAAAGCAAAUAUGUUGCAUUCGAUUUAAGCUUUAUGGAUUUGAAACAGUGCUCAACUGGUUUUCCUUAAUUAGCGCCUAGCGUUGUUUUAUUUUACUUUAGUUGCGCCUUCUUUUUAAGUCAUGUCGAAAAUAGCUGGCGUUGUCGCCACACUGGCAGGAGGGGGUGAGCCCAGUUCGCCAGUGCAAAAGGUUUGGAAGCCCGAAUUGUAUAAAAUACAAUUGGACGCACCGGCACCGCAUCCUGUGCGCUGCCAGCGCACCCUUCCUCUGCCACCAGCCAACAGCACCGCCGACGCCGUCGAAGACAAUAGCCAGGCGGUGCGUCUCUAUGGCAGCGAGUAUCAUGGCGUGAUGGGACACCUGGAAGCGGAGCAGAUACUGGCAAAUGCCACCGAUGGUAGCUACCUGGUGCGGCGCAGCCCCAAAACGGAUGGCUACUAUACGCUGAGCGUGCGCUUCAACAAACGCUGCAAACACUUCAAAGUCUUCCACAAGCCGGGCAGCGGGCAUCAUUUGCGCGAACAAGACAAACAUUAUGAGACAGUCCAUGAGAUGGUCGCCGAUGGCCUGAUCAAUUUCCAUAUGCAGCUAUAUGCCAGCCCCAUUAUACAGCAGAUAAAUCAGCAAACCAAAAACUGUUACCAGCAGAGUCCAUACAUGACUCUGAAUCGUCGCAAGCUGCGCGCGCUCUCCAAUGAGCUGGGCAAAUCGGCAAGUGUGGACACAUCUGAUGCAGCACCCACAAUUACGUCCAUUAAGGACAGUCAGCCGCAGGCGCAACAGCAGCAGCAGCAGCAGGAGGAGGAGGAGGAGGAGCAGCAGCUGCUGCCACAACAAGAUCCCAUGCCACUUGUAUAUGAGAAGCCGCAUAAUUUCAAGGUGCACACGUUCAAGGGACUGAACUGGUGUGAGUUUUGUGCCAACUUUUUGUGGGGCUUCACGGCACAGGGCGUCAAAUGCGAUGCGUGCGGGUUUAUGGCGCACAACAAAUGCUCGGAGCUGGUGCCGCCAAAGUGUGUGCCCGAUCUGAAGUGCAUACGGGGAGUGUUUGGCACUGAUCUGACCACCAUGGUGCAGCUACAUCAGUGCAACAUCCCUUUUGUGGUGCGCCGCUGUGUGGAGGAGGUGGAAGCGCGUGGCAUGCUUCAAGAGGGCAUCUACCGCGUCUCCGGCUUUGCCGAUGAGAUCGAUGCUCUGAAACUAGCCCUGGAUCGCGAUGGCGAGAAGACGGACAUGUCCGAGGGGGCCUAUGGCAAUGUCAAUGUCAUUGCGGGCACCUUAAAGCUGUAUCUGCGCCUGCUGCCCGUGCCGCUGAUCACGUUCCAGGCGUAUCCCAGCUUCAUGGCUGCCGGUCGCAAUGCAUUGCCCGCGGAACAGCUGCAGCUCAUGGCGGAAGCAGUGCGUCGACUGCCGCCUGCGCAUUUCAACUGCCUGCAAUACAUGCUGGAGCAUCUGAAGCGCGUUGCUUCGCACUAUGCCGUCAACAAGAUGAAUGAGCACAAUCUGGCUACUGUAUUUGCGCCCACACUCAUUGCCACGCCCCAGCAUAUGACUAAUCUCACGGAGGAGAUCUUCAUGCUCUCCUCGCUGAUCACACACUGCGAGAAGAUCUUUGCCUCCAGCACGAAGAAGCAGUGAGCCACAUCUUCCGCAACCGACACGCGCUGUCUCUUUCAUAUCCAUAUCCAUAUCUCAGUCCAUCUCUUUCUAAUUGGAAUCCUUAAUUAGUCUUAACACUUUAGCUAAGCGUUUAUUUAUUUAUGAAAACAUGAAAAGGAGACAACAUUUUGCCGCAUCCUCGAUGCAAUCACCAAAAAUCUAGACUCUAAAUAGACUUAUAUAUGUAUUAACAAGCCUUCCACAUAUAUAUAUAUAUUUAUAUAUAUGUAGAGCAUAC
This is a messenger RNA of Drosophila hydei, 1911 nucleotides long. RefSeq names its product N-chimaerin (gene RhoGAP5A). Bases 135 to 1652 code for a protein of 505 amino acids. The transcript has 4 exons. Gene Ontology annotation, molecular function: GTPase activator activity. Gene Ontology annotation, biological process: regulation of GTPase activity; signal transduction; regulation of small GTPase mediated signal transduction. The record is from RefSeq and is a predicted model, not a curated record. NCBI's taxonomy places the organism in Eukaryota, Metazoa, Arthropoda, Insecta, Diptera, Drosophilidae.